Messenger RNA from Lotus japonicus, 1684 nucleotides. RefSeq names its product cysteine synthase, chloroplastic/chromoplastic. The transcript has 10 exons. Gene Ontology annotation, molecular function: cysteine synthase activity. Lineage: Eukaryota; Viridiplantae; Streptophyta; Magnoliopsida; Fabales; Fabaceae. Gene Ontology annotation, cellular component: cytoplasm. Gene Ontology annotation, biological process: pollen tube growth; double fertilization forming a zygote and endosperm. The coding region runs from base 182 to 1354 and encodes 390 amino acids. The record is from RefSeq and is a predicted model, not a curated record.
UCCAUUGCCCUUUCACCAUCCAAGGAGAUAGAUACUUUCUUUCAGACCCAUUUUUGUGUCCACAAUUCAAGGAGAGGAACUCAACUUGAUAGUGUUUAGCUGCGGUUUUGUGCUGUGAAUUGUGGCGGUUCUUGAUUGCACAAAUCUCCAUCAUCAUCGUGUUCCAAUUGAAGCAACAACAAUGGCUUCUGCUUCGUUAUUCAACUCGUUGACUUGUUCUUCACGUGCUCCCGCUCUUCACUGUUUCGCUCGCAACCGCACCGCCGCCACAUCGCUGCGAUUCGGGAACCUCCUCUGUACCAGACCACUCUCCACAACCACAAGGGUCUCUUCUCCUUCCUCUGUUGUCUGCAAAGCUGUUUCUGUUAAACCCCCAACUGAAAUUGAGGGUCUCAACAUUGCUGAUGAUGUUACCCAGCUCAUAGGGAAAACCCCAAUGGUUUACCUGAAUAAUAUAGUGAAAGGCUCUGUUGCUAAUAUUGCUGCUAAGCUUGAGAUUAUGGAGCCAUGUUGCAGUGUCAAGGACAGGAUAGGUUAUAGCAUGAUAACUGAUGCCGAGCAGAGAGGAGCUAUAACGCCUGGGAAGAGUAUUUUGGUGGAACCUACUAGUGGGAACACAGGGAUUGGUCUUGCCUUCAUAGCAGCUUCAAGAGGAUAUAAACUCAUUUUGACGAUGCCUGCUUCUAUGAGUUUAGAAAGACGAGUUCUCUUAAAAGCAUUUGGAGCUGAGCUUGUUUUAACUGAGGCAGCAAAGGGUAUGAAUGGAGCAGUUCAAAAGGCUGAACAAAUUGUAAAAAGUACACCCGAUGCAUACAUGCUUCAACAAUUUGAUAAUCCUUCAAAUCCUAAGAUACAUUAUGAGACAACUGGGCCAGAGAUAUGGGAAGACACAAGAGGCAAGAUAGAUAUUUUAGUCGCAGGAAUUGGAACUGGUGGAACCAUUUCUGGAGCUGGUCGAUUCCUAAAACAGCAAAAUUCAAAAAUACAGGUUAUUGGUGUAGAACCUCUGGAGAGCAACAUACUUACAGGUGGAAAGCCAGGACCUCACAAAAUUCAGGGUAUUGGGGCUGGUUUUGUGCCCGGGAAUUUGGAUGAAGAAGUGGUUGAUGAAGUUAUAGCGAUAUCAAGUGAUGAAGCUGUUGAAACUGCAAAGCAAGUAGCUCUCCAGGAAGGCUUGCUGGUUGGAAUUUCUUCAGGAGCUGCUGCCGCAGCUGCAUUGCAAGUUGGAAAGAGACCUGAGAAUGCGGGAAAGCUUAUUGCGGUUGUAUUCCCAAGCUUUGGUGAAAGAUAUUUGUCUACCAUUCUUUUCCAGUCAAUUCGAGAAGAAUGUGAGAAUAUGCAACCAGAGCCAUGAAGCAGCUUUUCUUGUUACAUGUCUCAGACACAUUCUCCAUUAUCAUCCAUCAUGUUGUAAGGCAUGACAAUGUAACAAUGACUAUGUUAUGUGUUUCUCAUUUUUUACAUUUAAGAAAUUAGAUGCUUUGAACCGGUCAUUGAUUUAGCUCAAAGCCUAUUAAUGGUUCUUGAGAGUUUUUUUGUUCUCUCCCUUUUUUGGUGGGAGUAAGACUUUUAGAUGUAUGACUAGUAGCAUCUAGCAUUGCUCUUAUGUAUCAUGGCAUAGCAAAUUUAUGUUUUUUGUUCGUAGUUCAAAACUAAUAAAUGAAACAAUUUAUGUAUUGCUUUC